This is a messenger RNA of Paramisgurnus dabryanus, 3924 nucleotides long. RefSeq lists its product as uncharacterized. Gene Ontology annotation, cellular component: nucleus. Gene Ontology annotation, biological process: regulation of gene expression. The record is from RefSeq and is a predicted model, not a curated record. NCBI's taxonomy places the organism in Eukaryota, Metazoa, Chordata, Actinopteri, Cypriniformes, Cobitidae.
UGUGUGUUUAAUUCUGUAAAAUACCCUCGAUGUUACAGUCACUGACCUUGCCGUCCAGAAUGAAAGACAACAUUCCAACUUGAACCCAUUGAGAGAGCUGUCUCUUUACUAUCGCGUGGUUUUAUACAUCUUGCCGCUGAUUGGGCCGACAUUUCUGACACACCCACCAAACAAGAGAAAACGCUUCUAAAACCUGUUGGAUUCCGUUGCACACCGUUUCAAGGAAACAUGUCGUUCAAGCCGGAAACCGUAGCAAAACGUUGCGCACCGGUGUGAGAUUGAACGUGCCCCUGAACUCCAAACUGAAUGUCAGAAAAAAAGGUGAUUUUAGCAGUUUUGAGCGUGGCACACAGCAAAAUCACCAGUUUUAAAUCUACACUGCUAGAGUUUAUAUGGGUGUUGUUAACCCACAAAGGUUUUGUUCUCAAAAACCAUUAGCUUUUACCAUUAAAACUACCACAAAAUUCCUUUAUUUUAUUGAAAACCAUUAGAAUUUCUGUGAUGGUUUUUAUUAUUUUUUUUUUCAAGGUGGAAUAAAAGAACGCAGUUUUCAUCAGUCCACUGGAAAAAAAUCAGUAUGACAGAAAAGUCUGACCUUUCAUCGUUUUCUGCUAACUUUUUUUAGUGUAAUAGUAAAUGAAACUGACAUGGUUUCUAGAGGUUUUGUAAAAAAUUAAGACAAAGUCUGUAAAAUAAACUGUUAAAAGGAUUUGAUGAUCACUCGUGUACGUUAAUCUGUGUUGUCAAUAUCAACAUUCGGGUUGGAUUUCAGGUUUAAUGUACGUUCAUUUUUUAGCAAGAAGCUACUGGACUUUCACCCCAAAAUGGCGGCUGCUGCUGGUGUUGAGUUUCGCCUCUUGUGUUCUUCGCUCUGUUUGCCACAGGUGGCGCUGUGACGCUUUGACGCUCCAGCAGUAAAUACACAGAAGAAGAUUCACUUCGGCUCUUUGAAACUGAAACAGCAGCAGCGAGCAGAAGAAAAUAAAUCUAUAACACGCAUCGAUACGAUGGAAGUAAAAGAGGAAUCUCAGGACCUGAAUGAAGUAGAGGAGAGACAACAGGAACCUCCUGAUGUCAUCACUGAAGAAAAAUCUCCCGAUUGUGUAGAAAUGUCAACUAAAAAAAGAGAAAUCAAACAAUCGGUCGGUUCCCAUCAGCGUGGAAAGAGUUUUACAAGAAGUAAAGGGAAGCCUUUCACCUGCCCUCAUUGUGGAAGAAGUUUUGCACAUAAAUCAAAUCUUAGAUCGCACACAAGGAUUCACACCAAAGAAAAGUCAUACACCUGCCCGCAGUGUGAAAAGAGUUUCACACAGAAAAGACUGCUUCUGAGUCACAUAAGAAAUCACACUGGUGAGAGACCUUACACGUGCCCUCAGUGUGGAAAGAGUUUUGCACGUAAAGAAAGCUUGAAGUGUCAUGUAAAGAUUCACACUGAAGAGAAACCUUACACCUGCCCUCAAUGUGGAAAGAGUUUCACACAGAAAAGACUCCUUGAGAGUCAUAUAAGAAUUCACACAGGUGAAAGACCUUACACGUGUCCUCACUGUGAAAAGUGUUUUACACGAGCAGCAAAUCUCAAAAUUCACCAGCGCACUCAUACUGAUGAAAAGCCACAGAAAACGCUUGUGUGCUCCGAGUGUGGAGAAUCAUUUUUAAAAACAACAGCUUUGAGAGAGCACCAAAGAAUCCAUACUGAAGGAAAACCAUACACUUGUUCAUAUUGUGGAAAGGGAUUCACUGUUUUAUGUAACUGGAAAAGUCAUGAGAGAAUCCAUACUGGAGAAAAACCAUUCGCGUGUUCACAUUGCGGAAAAAAGUUCUCCUAUUUAUGUAACUUGAAAGGUCACGAGAGAAUCCAUACUGGAGAGAAACCAUACACAUGUUCAUAUUGUGGAAAGAGAUUCACUCAUGCAUCUCAGUGGAUAAGACAUCAAACGAUUCACACUGGAGAAAAACCAUAUACAUGUUCACAUUGUGAAAAGAGAUUCUCUUAUUCAUGCGACUGGAAAAGACACGAGAGAGUCCAUACUGGAGAAAAACCAUACACGUGUUCAUAUUGUCCAAAGAGUUUCCCUGAUUUACGUUACUGUAAGAGACAUGAAAGAAGUCAUACUGGAGAGAAGCCACAUCACUGUCCUCUAUGUGGAAAGAGUUUCACUUCAUCAAGCGGUUUAAUAAGACAUAAAAAAUCAUGUGGAAAGCAGUCACAAACCACAUCCUCAGAUUCAUAACACAAAAUCAAAAGCAGUGCUCCAGAAAUAUUCAUUCUCAGUCAGCUUAGCACUGGUGCAGCUACAAAAAUGCCCCAUAAAUAAAAUUCAGAGCAGCCAUUAAGACUUUUAAGCAGCCAUUGUUCAUCAUGGCUGACGUCAGGAGAACAGAUUUGACAGAAUUGUACUUUAGCUUUGGUCACCUUGCUAACUAUUUUCUGCAGUAUUUUGUCUCCAAUUAAUGUUAUAAUCUCAUUGUGUAUGCUACUGCUAAGGUAAUAGACAUUUGCAUCUUUGUUUUAAAUUCUUCUAAUAUGUUCAUUUAGAAUUUUAUUGAAUUGUGCCUUCAGCUCCACUUGAAAUUGGCAUUGUGUGGGUCAAAGAAAACAUCUGCAUGGCCCCUUGCAGCUUGAUAUUCUGCUCAUAGAGAGCAAAUGAUGCCAAUGAUUCUCCUUAUUACACCUCACUUCAUCUAUUCCUGUUUUAGUUAGCAACCUCAUCUGAGGAUUGUGCCAGCUCUUCAUAUUAUCAGCAUGUGCUUUUGAAUACUCAUGUUUUUUAUUUAAUUUAUUUUAAUUAAAUGUAUUUAUUUUUUCUUUAUUUUAGCUCCAACUUGCCUCAGCACACCUGCCUAAACGUUUCUAGUAUGCUUAGUAAAACCUUAAUUGGCUGCUUCAGGCGUGUUUAAUUAUGGUUGGAGCUAAACUCUGCCGGACCGAAGUUGCCCAUCCCUGAUCUAUAAGUUAAUGAAGGCUUACAGACUAAUGAGUGGGGAGCAAGCAGAAACGAUAAUUGAACAUGCUCGCACACUCAAAGAAUGAUGGAGCUAAUUGCUUCUGUGUUUUUCAAGUUUAUUUGGUCUGUUUUGUAUGUAUUUGUUGACAAUAAAUAUUAGGAACGGAACGACCAUUGAUGGAAGCAAAUGUUAAGUUAAACAUGAGUCAAGAGGAAGCUCCUGACUGUCUCAAAGACUAAAAGUUUGGCAGAACAGUAAAAAAAACCCUGUGGUUUCUUUGUCAGAGACCUCAAGACUUCCAGUAGAGGUGGUAAAUGGUAUACAAGAUUUUCUACCACAGAAAUGUCCUACAGAGAACGUUGUUAAUUUGACUAAAACUGCAGAAUGUCAAGGCAACAGUUAUGCUACUGGCAUGAUUUUGGUAUAUGGCACCACUGGUGGGUUGCCUGACUUGCUGAGAUUGUAGAAAUUGUUGUUGUUCAUGACUGCUUGGUCUUUGUAGUGAAACACAAGGUAAUUUCAGAAGGGCUUGUGUUGUGUGACAUCUUGUCAAGACCUGUGUAUUUUCUGAAUAGUGCUGCAUGACAUAGAAUACUUGUUAAAUAAUACAAUAUGCAAUGAGAAAACGAUUAAAAUUUGUUAAAAAUGUUGUCUUGAAGAUUGAAAUAUAUAAAAAAUUAACUAACUUUUCCUUCUAGAUAAAGCACGCAUCGCUCGAUCUCCUCAGUCUCCGUUAUCUUUCUGCCUGAUUUUUUUAAGUAUUACAAUCAUAUUUAUUUCAAAUCAUACCACUACUUUGUUCAUUUAGAUCUUUUAUAUUAUCAUAUUGUAUAUAUUACAUUAAACAAGUAGAUCAGAAAAUGUACACUAAAUGAAUAUACUGUGCAAAAUGUAAAUUAUUUUAAUUCACGAAUCCCAGAAAUGUUUGAAACCUGCAGGGUGCAAUUUGUGGAUUCAUUUGUUUUUAAUUUGAUUGGU